Molecule: messenger RNA, 1103 nt
Organism: Centruroides sculpturatus (bark scorpion)
Lineage: Eukaryota; Metazoa; Arthropoda; Arachnida; Scorpiones; Buthidae
Product: protein phosphatase 1 regulatory subunit 42-like
Exons: 2
Coding region: 92-1012 (306 amino acids)
Molecular function (GO): protein binding
Source: RefSeq, a predicted model, not a curated record
UUUUUUUUAUAUUUGUAAUUUUGAUAAUCGUUAUUUCACGUUGCUAUAGCAACAGAUUCAAAUUUAAAAUUCAUUCAUAAAUACUUCCAAGAUGAUUAAUAACGAAUUAAUCCGUCGAUGUUCUUCUCAAGUCAAGUUUAAAGAUAAAGACGAUUCCUUCCAGUUCAGGUUGACUCAUCUCUACAUGCAAGAUAAGAACAUCUCGAAAAUAGAAAACCUUGACAAUUGCAUCAAUUUGACUGCCCUUUAUCUAUUCGAUAAUAAGAUAAGAAAGAUGGAAAAUAUCUCUCAUCUGGUCAACCUAACUGAGUUAUAUCUUCAAAACAAUUAUAUAAGUAAAAUAGAAAACUUGGAAAAUCUGAAGAGAUUGAAGAAAUUAUAUUUAAAUAGGAACCUCAUUACGGCUGUUAUAGGUUUGAAUAAACAAACCGAACUGGAAGAAUUAUACGUGGGAAAUCAAAAUAGAGAUGACGAAAAUUCAUUAGCAUUUGAUUAUCAUUCUAUACAAGCCGUUUCGUAUACUUUAAAGAUUCUAGAUAUCUGCGGAAAUCGAGUGAGAAGAUUGAAUCCUUUAAAAAGUUUAAUUUCUCUAGAAGAGUUAUAUGCUGAAAAAAAUAAUAUAGAAGAAAUACACGAAAUUUCUGAUACCAUAAAGCACUGGAAACGACUCAAAAUAUUAUAUCUGACUGGAAAUCCAGUAUGUAAACUGUACAGAUAUAAAGAUAACGUAAUCAUAUCCUGUCCGUCUCUAGUCACACUCGACGGAAAAGAGAUAACAGAUGUAACUAGGACCUUUAUUCAAAAGAUGAUCGAAGCCAAUAGUCGUGCCAAAAAGACAACUGUAGAAGAACCAGUGCAAGGUCAGCAACUGAAAACAAUGUUAAAACCUGUUCGAUCGAUUCCUUUCGUUUCUAUUCCUAUCCCAAAGCCAAUAGUUCCAAAAUCUGUGUUUAAAACAUCAAAAUCAAAAGCCUCCUAUUCGGAUUAUUCUGUCAAUUUUAAACCGUUGUAAAUUAUUUAUGAUCAAGAUUUAUUUAUUUUCAUAUAAUAGAAUAAAUAUUAUUUAUUACGAAAAAUUAAAUAGAUGAUUCUGACAAUUUUUG